Ostrinia furnacalis (Asian corn borer) is the source of this 1020-nucleotide messenger RNA. RefSeq names its product Amyotrophic lateral sclerosis 2 (gene Als2). Gene Ontology annotation, biological process: regulation of GTPase activity; endosomal transport. The record is from RefSeq and is a predicted model, not a curated record. The transcript is spliced from 2 exons. Gene Ontology annotation, molecular function: guanyl-nucleotide exchange factor activity; small GTPase binding. Lineage: Eukaryota; Metazoa; Arthropoda; Insecta; Lepidoptera; Crambidae. The coding region runs from base 55 to 243 and encodes 62 amino acids. Gene Ontology annotation, cellular component: cytoplasm; intracellular membrane-bounded organelle.
CACCCUGUAUUACUAAAAAAACUUUGUUUCGUAGGUUCAAACUACCUCUGGAGUAUGGACGAGUUGUUCCCGGUCUUCCAUUUUGUAGUGGUGCGCGCGCGCGUCUUACAACUCGGCUCGGAGAUACACUUCGUGGAAGAUUUCCUCGAGCCCGCCGUGCAGCAUGGAGAAUUAGGCCUUAUGUUCACGACGUUAAAGGCAUGCUACUUCCAAAUACUUCAAGAGAAGAUGUCGAUCAACUAGUAGAAAAAUAAAUUAUGGUUCGAAACGCAAUGAUCUCGCAAUACGUAAUGGUGCGUUGUAUUAUGUCUGUUCAAUACAAUUCAAUGAAAAUUUCAAGGAAUUUUGAAUUUUAAAAGCUACUUUAUUUAAUUGAAAAAAAAAGACCUUCUUUUUAAUUUCUUCCAUUCAGACAUUUUGAUGUCGAAUUCUUAUUUUUCCAUGUCUUACCUUCAUAAUAUCUUUUUGGUUUUUUAUUGGAUUUUCAUGGAAUUUUAUGGGACAGGUAUUAUAGUUAUUAGCUUUCGCAAUAAUUUGCCGAUUUACAUACGCUAGGUGUUCAUUAAAUUAGGCGGAAAUUACUAUACAUAUAAUAUUGUUAGCUUAUUACUAGUAACUAAAAUGUCUACAUUAUAGAAUGAAAGGUAAAGUAUAUAGGGAUGAAUUUUCCAAAUGUAUGCGAAACUAUAAGAAAUAGUAGUUCAAUAACUGAAACUAAAAGAAAUAGAAUAGCUUAAUAAUAUUAAUAGGGGGUCUAAUGAAUUUUAAAAUGGAGUCAUCACAUUUGAAGUUACUUAAUUACUUUCAUGACCUAUAUUUUUUUAACCCCAUACAUAAAAUAUCAAUUAACAACUUAUAAUAAUUUGUUGACAUGGAAAAUUCAUCCUGUAUCUACCUGUUUGAAACAAAUGUAGAUUAUUUUCAUUUCUUUUUACAGCUACCAUGUAGUUGUCAUGUGUGUGUAUUAAUAAUGAAAUUAUUAUUUUUAUCAUGGUAUUGGUGUCCAAAAAAUAUUUUUAA